Molecule: messenger RNA, 243 nt
Organism: Parnassius mnemosyne (clouded apollo)
Lineage: Eukaryota; Metazoa; Arthropoda; Insecta; Lepidoptera; Papilionidae
Source: the annotation of a GenBank genome assembly
AUGGGCCAAUCGCCAGCAUGCAGGGUUACGCCAGCAAGACCAUUUCUACGCAGCGGAGUGGAUUUUGCUGGACCCAUCAAUAUUCGAGUAUCUAAGGGACGUGGCAACAAAUCGUACAAGGGCUUCAUAGGCCUCUUCAUCUGCAUAGUUACAAAGGCUAUUCAUUUAGAGGUUGUCAGCGAUCUCACAGCCGAGAGCUUCAUAGCUGCGUUUAAGAGGCUUGUUGCCGAUGAGGUCACGUAA